Messenger RNA from Medioppia subpectinata, 1200 nucleotides. NCBI's taxonomy places the organism in Eukaryota, Metazoa, Arthropoda, Arachnida, Sarcoptiformes, Oppiidae. The record is from the annotation of a GenBank genome assembly.
AUGAAAUCAUUUAUUGGUUUGGCUUUAAUAGCGGUGUUGUGUGCGGUGGAAGUGUCUGCAGUGAUCACUAAUCCUAGAAUUACGAUUGAGGACAAACUUCACGACAAUAAAGACGAUAGAGAAACAGUCGUCUCUUGUAAUUAUGAUAAGACGGACGAUACGGGUGUUACAGUGGACGUUAUGAAAACUGACGAGGUCCCACCCAAAGCCUUAUUCCAGGUCACGGCGACAGCUUCCAAAUUAAAUGAGAUUACUGGCAAAAUAACCAAGGCUGAUUUCGUCGCCACUAAUACCGACGGCCAAAAAACUACAUUUACCCUUAAGAAGAAAGACGGCGCACCCAAUCCGCUCGGUAGCUACAAUUGCGAGGUGACCUCCAAUGGAGUUAAGGUCACAUCCCCAACUAAAAAGAUCUACGUCGAUUCCGAAAUCAUUACUUUCGAUGUGGCGGUGAAAGACGCCGGAGAGAAGAAGGACGAGUUCAAAAACGACGGUCAAUUGGACGCCUCGUGCACUUACGACGUUCCCGCCGGCGAAACACUUAAAUCGUUAGAGGUGUCGGCCGUUGAGAAACCCAUCGCCACUGGUACAUUUGACGGCACUAAAUUCACCUUCGCCUACCCCAAACCCGAGGGCUUUAGCGACGUUGUGGCCAAAGAGGAGGGCAAGAAAGUGACCGUCACUGUUACCAAAUUGACCGACAAGAGUGGCGGCGUAUUCAAGUGCAAGUACGACGUAGAGGACGACACGGCCGAGAAAAACAAAAAGACCAUUACCUCUAAGACGGUAGAGCUGAAGCACGUGAACGGCGCCGCCGCCAAUGUGGCCUCACUCGGCCUUUUAGUGCUCGCCGUCACCUCUUAUAUCAAAUUAAGCCUUUAAUUUCCACUUUUAAUUUAUUAAUUAAUUGAGUUUACAAAUUAAUAAUUUUCACACUUAUAAUAAUAUUUGUAUUAAAUAUUUUAUACGGAAUUUGUAUUUAUUAUAAAUUAAUUGUAAUUCCUUUUCCCCUCUGUUUUCGAAGCGCUUUCAUAUGUUUUGAGAUUUAAAUUAUAUUUUUGUAAAAUAAACCCCUCUUUUAAAACUGAAUAACAAAUUUGUGUCCAAACAAAUACUAACCCCCGACUGACUCCACACCUCCCACUCACUCACACACCCCCUCAACCCUUCAUUCUCUUCGUCUAAUACUUAACCCUAACU